UGGCUAGCAUGUCCAUGCAGAAAUAUACAAGGAUAACUAUGCCGUCUUUAUGUGCCGUUUAGUUAUGCUAUAGUAUGGAGCUUUUCAACUUAAUAUGAGGUCCAAUGACCGUUCCUUAUUCCCGUAGAAAAUGAAGCUAAGAGUCCAGCUACAGUGCAAGAAUUUGCAUGAAUACCUCAGAGAGCUGGGUCCGGAGAUUUUGGACCGACUUUAUAAUCAUCCCGCAACAUGUCUGGCUGUCUACAGGGAGCUUCCAUCUCUGGCUAAAAAUUAUGUGAUGCGAAUGCUGUUCCUGGAUCAGCCUCUCCCGCAGGCAGCUGUGGCUUUGUGGGUGAAAAAAGAGAGCCAUAAGGACCAUGAUGAAUGCGUGUCGGUGCUGGCAGGACUACGCCUCUGGCACAGUCAGCAGCUGCAGGGUGGUCUGCAGGGGUAUAUCCUCAACCCCGUCUUCAAAGACAACCUGAGGAUAGCGCUGCUGGGGGGGGGCCGAGCGUGGGCCGAUGAGGGCAGCAGCCUCGGUCCUGACCGCCACGCUCGGGACAUCGAGAGUCUGGACCGCUACGCCGUGGAACGCUGGGAGGUCAUCCUGCACUUUAUGGUGGGGUCUCCCACCGCCGCCGUCAGUCAGGAUCUCGCUCAGCUGCUGACUCAAGCAGGCCUCAUGAAAAGUGAGGCGGGGGAAGCACCUUACAUCACAUCUGCAGGCUUCCAGUUCCUCCUCCUGGACACGCCCUCGCAGUUGUGGUAUUUUACACUACAGUACCUCAAGACCGCUCAGUCCAGAAGGAUGGACCUGGUGGAGAUAUUGUCGUUCUUGUUUCAACUCAGCUUCUCUACGUUGGGCAGGGAUUACUCGGUGGAGGGCAUGAGCGAGUCAUUACUCACAUUUCUGCAGCACCUUCGGGAGUUCGGGCUGGUCUUCCAAAGGAAGAGGAAGUCGAGGCGGUACUAUCCCACCAGGCUGGCCAUCAGUCUGGCCGCAGGAGUUACGAGCAGCUCCUCUUCUCUCUCCUCCUCCAACUGUGGCUCCAUUCCUGGCGCCGCAGAUGCAGGCUUCAUUGUGGUUGAAACUAAUUAUCGCAUCUACGCCUACACAAACUCAGAACUUCAGAUUGCUCUGGUGGCUCUAUUCAGUGAAAUGUUGUAUCGCUUCCCCAAUGUGGUCGUGGCUCAGGUCACACGAGAGUCUGUGCAACAGGCCAUCUCUAACGGGAUCACCGCUCAACAGAUCAUCCACUUCCUGAGAACCCGAGCACACCCCGUGAUGCUGACGCAGACACCCGUACUUCCUCCGACCAUCACAGAUCAGAUCCGACUUUGGGAGCUGGAGAGGGAUAGACUACAAUUCACAGAGGGAGUGCUUUACAACCAGUUCCUCUCCCAGGCGGACUUUGAGGUGCUUCGAGACAGAGCUCAGGGACUGGGGUGUCUGGUGUGGCAGGACGUGACUCACAGGGUGAUGGUGGUGACGCCGCACGGACACAGUGAGGUCAAGAGGUUCUGGAAACAACAGAAGAGUCACGCGUAAGCAGGGACGAGCACACAUGACUGCCGUCAAACGAGGCAGUGUGUACUGAUUGUACUGUACUCCUCUUCAAUGUGUCAUUAGUAUUUUAGGAAGGAGUCUACACCAAUCUUUUAUUGAAAGUGACACAGACUGGGGAGGUGAAAAAAGAACCUAACUCAUUAUGACGUCAAAUAAAUGUGUGUAUUUGUCUAUUCAACUGUA
Doryrhamphus excisus (bluestripe pipefish) is the source of this 1729-nucleotide messenger RNA. The record is from RefSeq and is a predicted model, not a curated record. NCBI's taxonomy places the organism in Eukaryota, Metazoa, Chordata, Actinopteri, Syngnathiformes, Syngnathidae.